AAGGUCAAAUUUAACUGAACCUCUAUAUUUAAAAAAAGUUUGUUAUCUGGCUAAAGACAAGAUUGUUUCUGAUCUGGCACAGUUUGUAGUCUGUAUUGUCCGUUAACUGUGUGUUUUGUCCUGGCUGUGGCCUCCCAGUGCAACUGAUCUUCCCAUUGAAGCGGUAACAUGAACUUUCAGGUCUUAAUUCAAACUCCAAACAGCAAAAAGAUGAUUUUGUCCGACGCACAUGAGAUCCAAAUCAGCUACGAGCUGAUGGAACAAAGCCUUAAGUGUGGCGGUUGUAAGCGUUUCCUCAAUGUUAAGCCCAUCGCUUUCGAUAACAUUAUGAAAUAUGCAAUUUGCGGUCGAUGUCAACCGGAAGUACGUUCGAAGCAUCUUUCUCCCCAGCCCCUUUAUGAGAGAUUGGCAUCGCAGUUCUUUUAUCCCUGCUGGUAUCGAACCGAAGGCUGUGAGGAAAUUCUGGCGCUUGAUGAAGUCCAGACGCACGAAAGAAUCUGCAGAUUUCGAGCGGUGUCCUGUCCGCUGUCAUCGUUGGAACUCGUUCAGCAGACAAGUUGCCGUUGGACUGGAAGCGCCCAGAUGAUCAACGAUCAUAUUCAGCAGCAUUCUGACUUGUUUCUAGAUCCCCCCAUGUUUGAAUGGCCGGAGAUUGGACAGAACUCGAUGUUUUUUACCAAAAUUGGCCACAAAAUCGUCACCGUGGCUGUCAAGUAUAAACAUAAAUCCAAAUUCCUUUGCCUUGCCUCGAUCAACGACACCGACCUGGCGAGUCAGUGUUACAAAUAUCAAUUGGAGCUGAUCAGCGAGGAUAAGCACAGCUCAAUAUUACUUCGGCGCGAUCGGCUGCGAUGCCUGCUGAGCAUGAGCCACGACUUCAAAACGCCCGAAAACGCCCUGCAAGUGAACCUUGAAAAACUGUCCGAUAUGCUUCACAACUCCACGAAGAUCUUCGCGAGGAUCGGCAUAGUGAAGAAGAGCAAGAAGCAGAUCCAGCAGAUCACGGGGGAUGUGAUUUCUGACCCGCCUUCCCCUGCAAACCCCCCACAGCCAGACGAUAUCGACGAAGACUUUUUGUCCGAAUUAGAAUGUCCUGUUUGCAACGAGUUCAUGAUUGCUCCCAUCUUCAUUUGCCUCACGGGGCACAGCUUGUGCAACGUCUGCAAGCCCAAGAUCAAAUUGUGCCCCACGUGCAAGUGCCAUUUCACGAAAGGGAGAAAUUUCACCCUGGAAAAACUGGCGGCCAAAAUCAAGUAUCCAUGCACGAAUCGAACCAUCGGCUGCCAUUUCGUAAGCACUUCGGAUCUCAUCAGGAGCCACGAGAACGUUUGCGAGUUUUCCAACAUUGACUGUUUUUACCAUUGUGGCUGGAAACUUCCCUUGGCAGACCUAGCCAAUCACUUGAAGAACAAUCACAGGACGAAUGAAAUCAUCAAUAACGAGGCGUUUGAAUUUUGUAUCGACGAGACUGUUUUCAACCCCUUUUCUUUUGUGGUCAUCGGCAGGCACUUGUUUGUGGUAGUGUGGAGUUGCACCGCCCUAAGCCAAACAGCCCCAAAGGAUGUGCUGUUCAAAGUCUACCACAUGAGCCAGACAGCCUCAGAUCAUGUCUUCCAGUACAACCUCCAGUUUUCGCUGGACUUUAACCAGUCGUGCCCCUGCAUGCAGUUAUCGUACUUUUGCGACGUCUGGACGCCUGAACAUGGAAUCCCACAGAAAGGGGGGCAAAACUGCCUGAGUAUUUCCGGAAAUCUGCUAAGCAACUACCUAGACCAAUCCAAUCAGGGUUACAUGAAAAUCACCAUCAGCCAGGUUGCUCAAACGGACGAACGCGCUUUUCUGAAAUCCUCCUGGUCUGGAGGCAGUGCGGCAGCGCUGGUGGCUAGUUCCGUGCAGUAGCGAUGAUCUGCAACAUCUACUGGCGGAAGCUGUACCAUAGAUAAAGUAGAUAGAGUAGA
Molecule: messenger RNA, 1958 nt
Organism: Dendroctonus ponderosae (mountain pine beetle)
Lineage: Eukaryota; Metazoa; Arthropoda; Insecta; Coleoptera; Curculionidae
Exons: 7
Coding region: 169-1899 (576 amino acids)
Biological process (GO): proteasome-mediated ubiquitin-dependent protein catabolic process; multicellular organism development
Cellular component (GO): cytoplasm
Molecular function (GO): zinc ion binding; ubiquitin protein ligase activity; ubiquitin conjugating enzyme binding
Source: RefSeq, a predicted model, not a curated record